CAUGGGCUAUUUUUAGGGGUUGACUGGUAGCUGAUAAGUGUUGAGCUCGGGCUGGAUAAGGGCUCAGAGUGGCACUGAGUGUGGCUGUAUCAGCGAGGCGGGAGUGGAGGUGCGCGGACUCAGCGAGACAGUCAGGACAGCAGUCGAGUCCGAACUGCAGAUCUGAUUUUCUUUUCCAUUUUCUCACCAACUGCCCAGAGCUAGCGCCUGUGAUUCCCGGGCUGGUGUCUUGGGGGGAGCGUCCGAAGAGCCCCUUCUCCAGCCGACCCCAAGAGGAGAGCCCCACAGCCCGGGCGCCGCUGACAGCGCGGAGAGCGGCGACUGUCCCCGAGGGGAAGUCUGGCGAGCCGCUGCAACGGCAAAGAACUUUCCUGGCCAGGAGGACAAGGGACAAGUAGCCUCUGAGUCCCGGAGCGAACUUUUGCAAAGCUUCCCUCCGCCCCAGGCUGCCGCGGCGGCGGAGAGAGGAGGGACGUGCGCUCGCACCGGUGGCUGAACUUGGGCGAGCGCGAGCCUCGGCCGCCGGGCGCCCCCUCCCCCUCGCAGCGGAGGAGGGGACAGUGGUAGGAGUCCGGGCGGCGGAGACCCGCCGCCGACCGGCCCCUGCGGAGUCCGCGCUGAGUGCCGCCGCCGGGAGAGCCUCUUGUCGCCGGGAAGCGAGUUAGUCCGCGGGCUCCGAGGAGCCGCUGCGCAGAGGAGCGCUCAGUGAGUGACCGCGACUUUUUAAAGCCGGCAGCGCGCGAGAGCCGACAAGUAAGAGUGCGGGCGGCGGCUUAACCCUGCGUUCCCUGGAGCGCGCUGGUGAAGAGGGCGCAAGGGGGAGGACAGCCAGUGGGUGCGCGCGCUGUUAGCUCAACUUUGCUUGCCAGAGGCCCGGGGAGGCGCGGGUGUCCCCCGCUUGCCAGCGAGCUGUUGCGGCCCCGAAACUUCUGCGCGCCGCCCAAACUCACCCCACGUGAAGUGACGGACUGUUCUAUGACUGCAAAGAUGGAAACGACCUUCUAUGACGAUGCCCUCAACGCCUCGUUCCUCCAGUCCGAGAGCGGCGCCUACGGCUACAGUAACCCCAAGAUCCUCAAACAGAGCAUGACCCUGAACCUGGCCGACCCGGUGGGCAGCCUGAAGCCGCACCUCCGGGCCAAGAACUCGGACCUCCUCACCUCGCCGGACGUGGGGCUGCUCAAACUGGCGUCGCCCGAGCUGGAGCGCCUGAUCAUCCAGUCCAGCAACGGGCACAUCACCACCACGCCGACCCCCACCCAGUUCCUGUGCCCCAAGAACGUGACGGACGAGCAGGAGGGCUUCGCGGAGGGCUUCGUGCGCGCCCUGGCCGAACUGCACAGCCAGAACACACUGCCCAGCGUCACGUCCGCGGCGCAGCCUGUCAGCGGGGCGGGCAUGGUGGCUCCCGCGGUGGCUUCCGUGGCGGGCGGCAGCGGCGGCAGCGGCUUCAGCGCCAGCCUGCAUAACGAGCCGCCGGUCUACGCCAACCUCAGCAACUUCAACCCGGGCGCGCUGAGUAGCGGCGGCGGGGCGCCCUCCUACGGCGCGGCCGGCCUGGCCUUUCCCGCGCAGCCCCAGCAGCAGCAGCAGCCACCGCAGCCGCCGCACCACCUUCCCCAGCAGAUCCCGGUGCAGCACCCGCGGCUGCAGGCCCUGAAGGAGGAGCCCCAGACGGUGCCCGAGAUGCCCGGGGAAACGCCUCCCCUGUCACCCAUCGAUAUGGAGUCCCAGGAGCGGAUCAAGGCGGAGAGAAAGCGCAUGAGGAACCGCAUCGCUGCCUCCAAGUGCCGGAAAAGGAAGCUGGAGAGGAUCGCCCGGCUGGAGGAAAAAGUGAAAACCUUGAAAGCGCAGAACUCGGAGCUGGCGUCCACGGCCAAUAUGCUCAGGGAACAGGUGGCACAACUUAAACAGAAAGUCAUGAACCACGUUAACAGUGGGUGCCAACUCAUGCUAACGCAGCAGUUGCAAACGUUUUGAGGCGAGACUGUCGGGGGCUGAGGGGCAACGGAGAAAAAAAUUACCGAGAGACAGACUUGAGAACUUGACAAGUUGUGAGAGAGAAAAAAAGAAGUGUCGGAGGACUAAAGCCAAGGGUAUCCAAGUUGGACUGGGUUGCGUCCUGACGGCGCCCCCAGUGUGCACGAGUGGGAAGGACUUGGCGCGCCCUCCCUUGGCGUGGAGCCAGGGAACGGGCGCCUGCGGGCUGCCCCGCUUUACGGACGGGCUGUCCCAGCGCAAACAGAGCGUUAGACUUUUCUUUAACAUUGACCAAGAACUGCAUGGACCUAACAUUCGAUCUCAUUCAGUAUUAAAAGGGGGGAGGGGGAGGGGUUACAAACUGCAAUAGAGACUGUAGAUUGCUUCUGUAGUACUCCUUAAGCAUACAAAGGGGGGAGGGGUUAGGGAGGGGAGGCGGGAGGGAGGUUUGUGAGAGCGAGGCUGAGCCUACCGAUGAACUCUUUUCUGGCCUGCCUUCCUUAACUGUGUAUGUACAUAUAUAUAUAUUUUUUAAUUUGAUGAAAGCUGAUUACUGUCAAUAAACAGCUUCAUGCCUUUGUAAGUUAUUUCAUGUUUGUUUGUUUGGGUGUCUUGCCCAGUGUUAUUUGUAAAUAAGAGAUUUGGAGCACUCUGAGUUUACCAUUUGUAAUAAAGUAUAUAAUUUUUUUAUGUUUUGUUUCUGAAAAUUCCAGAAAGGAUAUUUAAGAAAAUAAAAUAUUGAAAAAGUACCCCUCCCCCAACCUCUUUUCUGCAUUAUCUAUAGAUUACCUAUCUAGGUGGAGUUGAAAGAGUUAAAGAGUGUCCCUUAGAAUCACUCAGUGCUUCUUACUAUCAAGCAGUAAAAACUGUUCUUCACCGGGCUUGAGAAAUAACUGUAGCUGAUGUUCUCAUCAAGUUAUACUCUUCCCUCCUCCACUAUCUAUACAGAGUUGCUUACAAAGGGUAGUGUGGCCUUUCAGGAGGCUGAGGGAAGGGAGGUUGUGGUGAAGAGGGAUAGCCCACUGGAAGUCAAACACUUUAAAGUUUGGAUUAUAUCAAGUGGCAUGUGCUGUGACCAUUUAUAAUGUUAGCAGAAAUUUAACAAUGGAUGCUUAAGCUCAAAGCAAGAAUAGUGGCAGAAUUUUACAAAAGAUGUACCCUUCCAAUUUGGAAUCUUCACUUGACCAAUUCCUAGAUUUAAAAAGAUGGUCUUUGCUUAUGAAUAUAACAGCAUUCUUGUCACAAUAAAGGUAUUCAAAUACCAA
Messenger RNA from Hipposideros armiger (great roundleaf bat), 3245 nucleotides. RefSeq names its product Jun proto-oncogene, AP-1 transcription factor subunit (gene JUN). NCBI's taxonomy places the organism in Eukaryota, Metazoa, Chordata, Mammalia, Chiroptera, Hipposideridae. Gene Ontology annotation, cellular component: transcription regulator complex. The record is from RefSeq and is a predicted model, not a curated record. Gene Ontology annotation, biological process: regulation of cell population proliferation; regulation of transcription by RNA polymerase II; regulation of cell cycle. The transcript has a single exon. Gene Ontology annotation, molecular function: RNA polymerase II cis-regulatory region sequence-specific DNA binding; transcription factor binding; DNA-binding transcription factor activity, RNA polymerase II-specific. The coding region runs from base 976 to 1980 and encodes 334 amino acids.